This is a messenger RNA of Etheostoma cragini (Arkansas darter), 1485 nucleotides long. Its product is annotated as shaker-related potassium channel tsha2. Bases 1 to 1473 code for a protein of 490 amino acids. Gene Ontology annotation, cellular component: voltage-gated potassium channel complex; membrane. Gene Ontology annotation, molecular function: protein binding; delayed rectifier potassium channel activity. Gene Ontology annotation, biological process: potassium ion transmembrane transport; protein homooligomerization. The transcript has a single exon. The record is from RefSeq and is a predicted model, not a curated record. NCBI's taxonomy places the organism in Eukaryota, Metazoa, Chordata, Actinopteri, Perciformes, Percidae.
AUGACCGUGGUGCCCGGGGAGAACCUGGAUGAGACUGUGGCUCUGGCCGGGCUGUCCGCGCAGGAUGUGUACGCGCCGGAGACCCAGGACCACCAGGAGUGCUGCGAGCGCGUGGUCAUCAACAUCUCCGGGCUGCGCUUCGAGACGCAGCUCAAGACGCUCGCGCAGUUCCCCGCCACGCUGCUGGGGAACCCGCACAAGCGGAUGCGCUUCUUUGACCCGCUGCGCAACGAGUACUUCUUCGACCGGAACCGGCCGAGCUUCGACGCCAUCCUCUACUACUACCAGUCCGGGGGGCGCCUGCGCAGACCCGUCAACGUGCCCGUGGACAUCUUCAUGGAGGAGAUCAAAUUCUACGAGCUGGGUGAGGCUGCGAUCGAGAACUUCAAAGAGGACGAGGGGUUCAUUAAGGAGGAGGAGCGCGCGCUGCCGGAGAGCGAGUUCCAGCGGCAGGUCUGGCUCCUGUUCGAGUACCCGGAGAGCUCGGGGCCCGCGCGGGGCAUCGCCAUCGUCUCCGUGCUCGUCAUCCUCAUCUCCAUCGUGAUCUUCUGCCUGGAGACCUUGCCCGAGUUCCGCGAGGACGCCAGGACGUCGGACGAGCCGCUCGUCGGGAACGGAACCGCGCGCGCCAGGACGCAAGCGAACCCCUUCACGGACCCGUUCUUCAUCGUGGAGACCCUGUGCAUCAUCUGGUUCUCCUUCGAGCUGCUGGUGCGCUUCCUCGCGUGCCCGAGCAAAGCGGCGUUCUUCAAGAACAUCAUGAACACCAUCGACAUCGUGGCCAUCAUGCCGUACUUCAUCACGCUCGGGCUGGAGCUCGCGGAGCACCAGGGCAACGGGCAGCAGGCCAUGUCGCUCGCCAUCCUGCGCGUCAUCCGCCUCGUGCGCGUCUUCCGCAUCUUCAAGCUGUCCCGCCACUCCAAGGGGCUGCAGAUCCUGGGCCAGACUCUCAAAGCCAGCAUGCGCGAGCUCGGCCUGCUCAUCUUCUUCCUCUUCAUCGGAGUCAUCCUGUUCUCCAGCGCGGUGUACUUCGCGGAGACGGACGACCCGGACUCGGGCUUCAGCAGCAUCCCGGACGCCUUCUGGUGGGCCGUGGUUUCCAUGACAACCGUGGGUUACGGGGACAUGUGUCCCGUGACCAUCGGGGGGAAGAUCGUGGGCUCGCUGUGCGCCAUCGCCGGCGUGCUCACCAUCGCGCUCCCGGUGCCCGUCAUCGUGUCCAACUUCAACUACUUCUACCACCGCGAGACGGAGCACGAGGAGCAGUUCCAGUACACGCACGUGACCUGCGGACAGCAGCAGCCGCAGGUGCACUUCGGGGAGUUCAACCGGAGCGACAACAAGCCGUCUCUGUGCAAGUCGGACUUCCAGGACAGCGACCCGGACCCGGACCCGGACCCGGACGCGGACUCCAUCAAAUACACCAACUGCAGCCCGCGCAAAACCUACACCGGGAAGCUCACCGACGUGUGAGUGGGACAGUGU